AUGAAAGCAAACCAUUUACUCACAGGGUUGGUUGCUCUUAUUUAUUCAUCCUCGGGUGUCAAUGCCAGCUGGUUCCCAAACUCCCAUCAAGUCAUCCUUCAAAACGAAGAACAAACCAAUGACAUCUUCAACUUCAAUUUAGCUGGGGUGCCAGCUGAAGUUGGAGAAGCAUGGCAAGAAAUGAAAGAGACAUUAUCUCAAUCGGCAAUUGCUAAAUUGAUCAAGGAAUAUCAAAACCCUAUGUCUUCUAUUUCCAAUUCCAGAUUGAAAUUGGGAGGUAUGAAUGAAUUUGAAGCGUUAUCUCACGAUAAGUUUUCCGAUUACAGUUUGCGUAUCAAGAAAAACCACCCAGAAAUCUUGGGUCUUGAUAGAGUUAAUCAAUAUACCGGGUAUUUAGACAUUGAAAGUCUCGAUAAACAUUUCUUUUACUGGUUUUUUGAAAGUAGAAAUGAUCCAGCUAAUGAUCCAAUUAUUUUGUGGUUGAACGGUGGUCCCGGUUGUUCUUCCAGUACUGGUCUUUUCUUUGAAUUGGGUCCUUCAUCAAUUAAUUCAACUUUACAACCAGUUCACAAUCCUUAUUCUUGGAAUUCCAAUGCUUCGAUCAUUUUCUUGGAUCAACCAGUUGGGGUUGGUUAUUCUUACACUGGAGGAGAUGAAGUUAAAAACACUGCUACUGCUGCUAAAGACGUUUUUGUUUUCCUUGAAUUGUUCUUUCAAAAAUUCCCAUCAUACUUGACUAAUAAGUUUCAUAUUGCUGGAGAAUCUUAUGCUGGACAUUAUAUUCCAAAAUUCGCCAGUGAAAUUCUCUCUCAUGCUGAUAGAUCAUUUGAAUUGUCUUCCGUAUUAAUUGGUAAUGGUAUUACUGAUCCUUUGAUUCAAUCUGCCUCUUACAAACCUAUGGGAUGUGGGGAAGGUGGUUAUAAGUCAGUGUUAACUGAAGAACAGUGUGAACAAUUGGAUAAGGAUUAUCCAAAAUGUGCAAGAUUAACCAAGUUAUGUUAUAAAUUCCCAACUGCAUUAACGUGUGUCCCUGCUCAAUAUUAUUGCGAUGUUAAGCUUUUUAAACCUUAUAGUGAUACUGGUUUGAAUCCAUACGACAUUAGAAAGCCAUGUGUUGAAGAAGGAGGUAAUUGCUAUAUAGAAAUGAAUUAUAUGGAUGAUUACUUAAACCUUGAUUAUGUUAAACAAGCAGUUGGUGCAUCAAACAUUGACAUUUACACUUCUUGUGACGAUAAGGUAUUUAGAAACUUCAUUCUCGAUGGUGAUGAAUCAAAACCUCACCAACAAUACGUUGCAGAAUUAUUAGAAAAGAACAUCCCAGUUUUGAUUUAUGCUGGUGAUAAAGAUUACAUUUGUAAUUGGGUUGGAAAUUUUGCAUGGGUUAAUGAAUUGGAUUAUUCUGGUAAGGAGAAAUUUUCAAGUAAACCAUUGCAAAAAUGGUAUCCUCAAGGAGUUGAUGGUAAGGCAGCAGGUGAAGUUAAAAACCAUAAGCAUUUCACAUUCUUGAGAAUUUAUGAUGCAGGACAUAUGGUUCCAUUUGACCAACCGGAAAAUGCAUUGGCUAUGGUUAACACCUGGAUCCAAGGAGAUUACUCGUUUGGACAUUAG
Messenger RNA from Spathaspora passalidarum NRRL Y-27907, 1608 nucleotides. It is a transcript of the gene PRC3, whose product is annotated as carboxypeptidase C. The coding region runs from base 1 to 1608 and encodes 535 amino acids. Gene Ontology annotation, biological process: proteolysis. NCBI's taxonomy places the organism in Eukaryota, Fungi, Ascomycota, Pichiomycetes, Serinales, Debaryomycetaceae. Gene Ontology annotation, molecular function: serine-type carboxypeptidase activity. The transcript has a single exon. The record is from RefSeq and is a predicted model, not a curated record. Gene Ontology annotation, cellular component: fungal-type vacuole.